This is a messenger RNA of Haemorhous mexicanus (house finch), 2547 nucleotides long. RefSeq lists its product as uncharacterized. Gene Ontology annotation, molecular function: protein tyrosine phosphatase activity. The record is from RefSeq and is a predicted model, not a curated record. Gene Ontology annotation, cellular component: cytoplasm; nucleus. Gene Ontology annotation, biological process: positive regulation of G2/M transition of mitotic cell cycle; protein dephosphorylation; positive regulation of G2/MI transition of meiotic cell cycle. Lineage: Eukaryota; Metazoa; Chordata; Aves; Passeriformes; Fringillidae.
CUCUGGACACCUUUGGUCACCUCUGGUCACCUUUGGGCACCUUUGGUCACCUCUGGUCACCUUUUAUCGCCUCUUAUCGGCUCUUACCACCCCCCACCUCUCACCCGUCAUCUCCUUUCACCUCUUCUUGUCACCUCCUUGUCCCCUGUCGCCACUCACUUACUUGCCGGAGCUUGACCCUCGCUCGCCGGGCCAUGUCCCUGCGCGGCGGCCGCGGGCUGCCCGGGCUGGCGGCCGUGUCCCCGCUGCCCUCCCCGGGCACGGCCCCGCUCACGCCGCUGGUGCUGGACAGGGCUGAGAGCCCGGAUAGGCACCGGGACACCCCGAGGAGGGGGCACGGGCGGCCACUCCUCCCGCGGCUGUGGCACCCACUGGCCCCGGAGCCGCUGGCCUGGGACCGUGCCUGUCCCCGCGACUCGGUCUCCUGGCAGCCCACGGAUGCAGGUGAGGGAUGCGGCUGCUCGGCCCCACAGCCGUCCCCAAACGGCGCCGGGGUCGUGCCGAGAGUGUCGGAGUGGGGUCGGUGGUGUCUCGGCAGGGCUUGGCCGAGGGGCUGGAGGCGGGGCAGCUUCUGGGGAGCGUUGGGCAGGAGCCCGUACCUGCACUGCCCGGGGCUCAGCCACGAACCGCUCCGCUGGGGACGCCGCUCACGCUUCCAGAAAACCAUCGCGGAGUUUGGGAGAGCUCUCAAAGACAGGAAGCUCCUUCGCCAGAGGAUCAGCUCCUUGCCGCAGUGCCAGCUGAAAGCCAGCCCGGUGCUGAAGGACACCUCCCAGCUCCAGGUGCGCAGGGACAGAGUGCGGCAGCGCCAGAGCGAGCCCGAGGAUGAGGAGGGCUUUGUCCCCAAAAAGCUGCAGAGGCUGGGCCAGCGGAGCCGGCUGCCCGCCAGCCACGGAGCUGCCAGGAGGGACCUCCUUGCCAAGAGCCCCUGCGGCGCGCCAGAGCUGCUGGUGAGAGAGGCUGGAGCGAUCAGGAGGAACCACGGAUGGGCGAUCAUGAGCAAAGUGGCAUCUGCCGCUCCAACCUCCCCGGAGGCGUGUGCAUGUGGGAGAUGGGCGGGCUGGGGGGUCCUGGGGACACCUGAGCCAAAGUUGCGAGGCACUGGGAGCUGGAUGGACCUUGGGUACGGGACCCGUGCCUGCCUGGGGGUGGGAAGCAGCUGGCAGGAUUGUCCCCUUCACGAUCUCCUCUGCCUCUCCCCCAAGUUCCCCCAGCUGCUGCCGUGGCAGAGUGAUGCCACAGUGCCCCCGGGGAUGGAGAAGUCGGUGACCACACCAGUGAAAAAGAAGAAGGAGGCAAAGCGGCGUCCGGGCAAGCGCGGCCAGUGCCGGCAGCUCUUCCGCUCGCCCUCGGUGCCCGGCAGUGUUCCCGGGCCCCUCCCGAAGCGGAGACUUCCCUCGGACAGGGACAGCCCUGCCAAUGCCAAGUGGCAGAAAAGUGUGGCCGGCAGCCCUGAGCAGGAGACGUCGCUGGAGCCGGGAGUGUGGUUGGAGCCCUACAGGUCUGCCCAGCUCGAGAAGAUCGAGAACCUGCUGGCCAGCGAUGACCAGGAGCUCAUUGGGGACUUCUCUAAGCCUCACCUCCUCCCGACGGUGGAGGGGAAGGACCCGGGCCUGAAGUACAUCUCCCCUGGCACGCUGGCGGCGGUGCUGUCGGAGCACUACAGCAGCUUCAUCGAGAGCAGCGUCGUCGUGGACUGCCGGUACCCCUACGAGUACGAGGGUGGCCACGUCAAGGGCGCUGUCAACCUGCCGCUGCAGCGGGACGCGGAGGAAUUCCUGCUGGAGCGGCCCAUCGUGCCCCAGGAGGCCGGCAAGAGGGUGAUCAUCAUCUUCCACUGCGAGUUCUCUGUUGAGCGGGGGCCCAAAAUGUGCAAAUUCCUGCGGGAGAGGGAUCGCUGCUGCCACGAGUACCCGCAGCUGCUCUACCCCGAGCUCUACGUCUUGAAGGGGGGGUACCGCGAGUUCUUCUUCCAGUUCCCGGGCCACUGCGAGCCCCGGGACUAUCGGCCCAUGGAGCACCCGGCGUUCAAGGAGGAGCUGCGCAAGUUCCGCGGGCAGAGCCGGUGCGGGCGGCGGGCGCUCUUCGUCCUCUGAGCACCCGGGGGUCCCGCAGUCCCACCGGGGGAACGCCGGAGCAGGGAUUGUAGGAAGGGGAUCCCUUGGCUGGAGAUGCACCUCGGCUUGGGCUGGCUUAUCGGAUGGCUUUGGGGUGGUAUUUAGUGUUAGGAUUGGGUUUGCGUUUGUUUAUUGCUAUAAUUUUUUUUUCUGUUGUUAUAAAUAUUUUUGUGUUUGUUGUUAUGCUUUUUUUGAUUGUUGGUAUAAUUGUUUAUUGUUAUAAAUAUUUUUGUGUUACUUGUUAUAACUAUUUUUAUGUUCAUUGUUAUAAAUAUUUUUGUGUUUAUUGCUAUGAAAUUUUGGGUAUUGGUAUAUUUGGUUAUUUGGUAUAUUGGUAUAUUUGGUACAUCGGUACAUUUGGUAUAUUGGUAUAUUUGGUAUACCGGUAUAUUUGCUUAUUUUUUUGUUUGUUCAUUAUAAAUACUUUUGU